This is a messenger RNA of Lachancea lanzarotensis, 2754 nucleotides long. It is a transcript of the gene PWP2, whose product is annotated as LALA0S02e07404g1_1. Gene Ontology annotation, biological process: maturation of SSU-rRNA from tricistronic rRNA transcript (SSU-rRNA, 5.8S rRNA, LSU-rRNA); ribosomal small subunit assembly. The record is from RefSeq and is a predicted model, not a curated record. NCBI's taxonomy places the organism in Eukaryota, Fungi, Ascomycota, Saccharomycetes, Saccharomycetales, Saccharomycetaceae. The transcript has a single exon. Gene Ontology annotation, molecular function: protein binding. The coding region runs from base 1 to 2754 and encodes 917 amino acids. Gene Ontology annotation, cellular component: small-subunit processome; Pwp2p-containing subcomplex of 90S preribosome.
AUGCGGUCAGACUUUAAGUUUUCGAAUCUGCUAGGUACGGUUUAUCGACAGGGAAAUGUUAUUUUCUCGAAGGAUGGUACUGUGCUGCUUUCUCCGGUGGGAAAUAGAGUAUCGGUGUUCGACCUGGUGAAAAACCAAUCUUUCACGUUUGAAUACGAGCACCGCAAAAACGUGAGCUGCAUUGCACUGAACCCGCAAGGCACACUGCUUUUGUCGGUUGACGAGGACGGUAGAGCGAUUUUGGUCAAUUUCCGAGCUAAAACGGUGCUACACCAUUUUAAUUUCAAAGAGCCCGUUAGCGACUUACAGUUCUCACCAGACGGCAAAACUUUUGCCCUGGCUUGUGGACGCUUUAUUCAGAUAUGGAGGACCCCAGACGUAGCUGAAGAUCGGCAAUUUGCGCCGUUCGUGCGACAAAGAGUGCAUGCAGGCCAUUUUGCCCAGGUAACAUCGCUCAGCUGGUCGCCAGAUUCUCGUUUUCUGCUUUCUUCCUCCAAGGAUCUGACGGCGAGGAUUUGGUCACUGGAUUCGAAUGAGCAAGAUCUGGCGGCCACAACAUUUGCUGGCCACAGAGAUUACGUAGUGGGUGCAUUUUUCUCAUCAGAUCAGGAACAGAUAUACACCAUAAGCAAAGACGGAGCUCUAUUUCAGUGGGGGUAUACAUCGAAGCAAGAGGUUGAGGAGGGUGAAGAACCAGAUCUCUCCACGUACAGCUGGCGUAUCGUGAAAAAGAACUACUUUUACGCUUCUCAAGCCAAGGUUAAGCGUGUUACGUUCCAUGCUAAAUCUAACGUGCUCGUGGUAGGCUUCACCAACGGUGAAUUCAGACUUUACGAAGUACCCGAUUUCACUUUGAUUCAGCAGCUAUCAAUGGGCCAGAAUGCCAUAAAUGCAGUUGCAGUAAAUGACACCGGAGAAUGGUUAGCAUUUGGUUCCAGUAGGUUGGGUCAACUACUAGUCUACGAGUGGCAGUCGGAAUCCUAUAUUUUGAAACAGCAGGGCCAUUUUGACGCCACCAACGCGGUUGCGUAUUCCCCAGACGGUUCUCGCGUGGUUACCGCAUCAGACGACGGCAAAAUCAAAAUAUGGGACGUUGUCUCUGGAUUCUGUUUAGUAACUUUUCAAGAACACGCAGCAGCUGUUACAGGACUUGCGUUCGCUAAGAAGGGUCAGGUCUUGUUUUCUGCUUCUUUGGAUGGGACAGUCAGAGCCUGGGAUCUUAUCCGCUACCGAAACUUCAGAACAUUCACCGCCGCUGAACGUAUUCAGUUCAACUGCUUAGCUGCGGACCCUUCUGGUGAAGUUGUAUGUGCGGGGUCUCUUGACAGCUUCGCCAUUCAUGUGUGGUCCGUCCAGACAGGUCAACUGGUCGAAACUUUAGACGGACAUGAAGGUCCAGUAAGUUGCUUGUCUUUCAGUAAAGAAAAUGGCGUCUUGGCUUCGUCUUCAUGGGACAAAACCAUUAGAAUAUGGUCAAUAUUCGGCAGGUCGCAGCAGGUCGAGCCUUUAGAGGUCUUUGCGGAUGUUCUGGCCAUUUCAGUGAGGCCGGAUGGCGGCGAAGUGGCCGUUUCAACGUUGGACGGAAACGUUCUCUUCUUCGACAUUUACGAGGGAAAGCAAGUUAAUGCCAUCGAUGGCAAGAAAGACAUUCUUUCUGGUAGACACCUGGAGGACAGAUUUACAUCUAAGAACUCGGCCAGGUCGAAGUAUUUCACCAGUAUUGACUACAGUUUUGAUGGUCUCUCAUUAGUUGCAGGUGGUAACAACAAUUCUAUUUGUCUUUACGACAUUCCUAAUGGUGUUUUGCUCAAAAGAUUCGUUGUUUCCCGAAACAUGUCUUUGAAUGGUACAUUGCAGAUGUUGAACAGCAAAAAGAUGACAGAGGCUGGAUCCCUCGAUCUCAUUGAUAGGGACGGGGAAAACUCAGAUCUGGAAGACCGCAUAGAUAACAGUUUGCCAGGUUCAAAUAGAGGCGGUGAUCUCUCAACCCGGAGGGUAAGGCCCGAAGUAAGAGUAACGAGCUUGAAGUUCUCUCCUACUUCGAAUGCAUUUGCUGCAGGAUCCACGGAGGGUAUUUUGAUAUACUCUGUUGACGAGACUAUUCUCUUCGACCCAUUUGACUUGGAUAUCGACAUUACUCCACAGGCCGUUGUAGAGGCACUCAAUGAGAAUGAGUAUUUGAAUUCCUUGGUGAUGGCUUUCCGACUAAAUGAAGAGUAUCUGAUUAAGCGCGUUUACGAAUCUAUUCCAGUGAAAGAAAUAAAUUUGGUGAGCGGUGGGCUGCCGAUUGUUUACGUUGCACGUAUGCUCAGGUUUAUUGGAGAGUUUUCCGUAGAAUCUCAACAUUUGGAGUUCAAUCUGAUAUGGGUUAAAGCGGUUCUUUCUGCUCAUGGUCGUUAUAUCACAUCUCACAAGCAUGAGUUUGCUUCGUCGUUACGUGCCGUUCAACGCUUCCUUGGUCACAUUGCCAAAGACGUGGUUUCCGCUUCCAGUGAUAAUAAGUAUGCAUACUGGUUUCUCACGUCCACAGAUGGAUCCAUGGGAACUGGCUUUGAGGACGACGACGACGCCGACGACGCAUUAGGAGUCAAACAAAACCUCGAAUCCGAUGACGACGUAAUCAUGGAAAAUAACUCCAGCGAUGACGACGAAGAAGGAUGGAUAGGAUUUUCGGACGCUAAAGCCAAUAUUCUUCCGGUAACUCAGGAAAAAGAUGACGAUAAAGACGAAGAUGACGACGAGGGUGUCAUUUAG